AUGAUUUUUUUGGUGAUUUUGUUGAUUUUUGUCGCAACUGCCAAUCCCGAACCCAAUUUCUGCGUAUCCAUUCCCAAUUUUCCGAGAUGUUCCAAAGGUCUCUCGCAAGUUGGUUCCAAUGGAGCUGAAGGAGUCGGGGGCGCAUGUCCAAAUACUCCAACAUGUUCAGAGGGAGAAGAAGUCCAAGUUGUGAAUUCCCAAAGAUCAUUAAGGCUUUUUGUCAUCUUCUUUGGUCUCAUGGACCGCGUUCAGUGCUGUACUGGUGACGGUGGCACUGUUCUCUUCGUGUUGAGAACCUUGCCUGAUGGUGGUACUGCUUUCUCAGUAUCGGUGAGAGCCUUGCUGAUAAUAGUGAUGGUGACGAUGAUGGCUCUGUAUGAAAGCUCUCGAAAGGCAACUUUGGCGGAGUUGAGAGUACCGCUCUUGUUUGGUCUUUUCAUGAUUGCUGUCGGAGAGCUUUAG
Molecule: messenger RNA, 462 nt
Organism: Colletotrichum costaricense
Lineage: Eukaryota; Fungi; Ascomycota; Sordariomycetes; Glomerellales; Glomerellaceae
Exons: 1
Coding region: 1-462 (153 amino acids)
Source: RefSeq, a predicted model, not a curated record